AUGGCGUCGCGGGCAAACAAACGCUCCUUCCGCAACUACUCCCAACGCGACAAGAUGGCCCCAAUUCAAAACCUCCCCGUCGAGAUUCUCGUCUACGUUUAUGAAUGCCUCGAUGAUGUCGAUGACGUUCUUCAUCUCGCACGCAGUUGCAAAUACCUGAACUCCGUGUUCAACCCGUUGAAUACGCGCUUGAAGAUAUUCUCAACAAUCAUUCAACAUGCCCCUCAACAUGCGUACGACUUUGAACUCUGCGACCGCGUCCGGCUCUAUGGGGGGUUCUCAGAAAUAUUUUAUUCAAAAUAUCCGAUUCGCGAAGACCCCGAAGGCCGCAAACUGUUUUUCUCCAAUAACAUGGAUCUGGGGAAGUUGAGCAGAGAGUUACCAGCUGAAUCUGUCUGGAACGUGGUCUGCCGGUGGCAUGCGAUGCGCCUUCUUUUCAACCUUUAUUGCGACUCUUCUGUGCAGAGAUCAUAUUCCACCUCGGUGUACCCCAACGUGGCCCAUACAGGGUUGCCAGGCCUAGGAGCCCUGGCUCGUGAGGAGACCCUUCAAGUUCCGUCCCGGGCUUACAGCCUUGACUUCUGUGCCUUAGAUGCAGAGCAGAAGAAGCGGUCCUACCACCGAUUCUACAAAGCCCUUACCGCUCAUUGGGUCGCAGUUGAGGCGCUGUGGCUUACGGGAGUCCAGGUCUAUGAAACAGCAGAGCCUACGACCCUGUCUGGAUUCUGUGGAAACACAACCCAACCCGACCACUUGAAGAAAAGGUCGACAUUGUUGAAGUAG
This is a messenger RNA of Penicillium riverlandense, 783 nucleotides long. Its product is annotated as F-box protein. NCBI's taxonomy places the organism in Eukaryota, Fungi, Ascomycota, Eurotiomycetes, Eurotiales, Aspergillaceae. Gene Ontology annotation, molecular function: protein binding. The transcript is spliced from 2 exons. The record is from RefSeq and is a predicted model, not a curated record. The coding region runs from base 1 to 783 and encodes 260 amino acids.